Staurois parvus is the source of this 286-nucleotide messenger RNA. NCBI's taxonomy places the organism in Eukaryota, Metazoa, Chordata, Amphibia, Anura, Ranidae. The record is from the annotation of a GenBank genome assembly.
AUCAGCUGUGUCCAAUCACAGCUGAUUGCGAGCUGUCAUGCUGUCAGCCAGUAAUCAGCAUUACUCAGAGGGGACAUGUACACUGACAGUGUCCAUCAAUACCACCUGCCAGUGCCCAUCAGUGCCACAUCAAUGCCACAUAUCAGUGGCUACCAGUGCACAUCCAGUGUCACCUGUCAGUGCCACCUAUCAGUGCUGCCAAUCAGUGCCGCCUAUCAGUGCCAGACAGUGCCUCCUAUCAGUGCCAGUCAGUGCCAUCUAUCAGUGCGCAUCAGUGCCGCCUAUC